This is a messenger RNA of Penicillium atrosanguineum, 999 nucleotides long. RefSeq names its product putative short chain dehydrogenase/oxidoreductase. The record is from RefSeq and is a predicted model, not a curated record. The transcript has a single exon. Gene Ontology annotation, cellular component: intracellular anatomical structure. Gene Ontology annotation, molecular function: oxidoreductase activity, acting on NAD(P)H, oxygen as acceptor. The coding region runs from base 1 to 999 and encodes 332 amino acids. NCBI's taxonomy places the organism in Eukaryota, Fungi, Ascomycota, Eurotiomycetes, Eurotiales, Aspergillaceae.
AUGUCUUUCAACUUGGCCCGCUGCUUGGCUCCUUCUCGCACUCGCUUCGCCGGUGCUACGAUUAAUGCUCCCCGUGUUAUCGCUUCUUCCUCGACCCGCCUCUACUCAAGCACCAAGAGUGCUUUCAAUCCCCAAGACAUCAACAAGAUCUCCCACAAGGCCGAGCACAUUCAGAACAAGCUUCCCUCCAAGAAAGAGCUGCGCAGUGCCCAGCGAUUCGGCGAGUUCGACAUGGAGGGCCGCGUAUACGCCAUCACCGGUGGUGGCCGUGGCCUUGGACUCUCUAUGGCCGAAGCCCUAAUUGAAGCCGGCGCUAAAGUGUACUGCCUGGACCGUCUCGAUACUCCCUGCCCCGAUUUCAUGAUCGCUAAAGACAAGGCUGAAAACGAAUAUGGCGGCGUCCUCGAAUACAUACGCAUCGACGUCCGCAAUAACGUCGAGGUCAACAACACCAUGGCUGCGAUUGCCGCACAACACCAACGCCUAGACGGCCUCGUCGCUGCUGCCGGCAUCAACCACCUCCAAAGUGCCCUCGAACACUCCGAGCAAGCCCUAGACGACGUCAUGUCCAUCAAUUACAAUGGCGUGUUCAACUCCGCCACCGCCGCCGCGCGACAAAUGUUCAACUACCAGCAAAAAGGCUCUAUCCUCCUUGUCGCCUCCAUGUCUGGCCUGAUCGCCAACAAAGGCAUGACUUCCCCGGUCUACAAUAGCUCCAAAGCUGCGGUUAUCCAACUCGCUCGCUCCCUUGCUAUGGAAUGGGGUCGCCACGGUAUCCGCGUCAACUCCCUCUGCCCAGGCCACAUCAUCACCCCAAUGGUCGACGAGGUCUUCAAGCAGAAUCCCGCUGCCCGUGCUACAUGGGAGGCGGAGAAUAUGCUGGGCCGCCUGGCUAUGCCUGAGGAAUUCCGGGGCUCGGCUCUCUUCUGCCUCUCUGAUGCUAGCAGCUUCAUGACUGGUAGCACCCUUCUCAUUGACGGCGGCCACACUGCUUGGUAA